Molecule: messenger RNA, 1524 nt
Organism: Phaeoacremonium minimum UCRPA7
Lineage: Eukaryota; Fungi; Ascomycota; Sordariomycetes; Togniniales; Togniniaceae
Product: putative serin endopeptidase protein
Exons: 3
Coding region: 1-1524 (507 amino acids)
Source: RefSeq, a predicted model, not a curated record
AUGGAAACUUUUCGACGAUGGUGUUCUCCGUAUGCUCUACUCGUGAGAGGUAAUGUUGCCACUGUCGAGAUCUCUGCUCAGAACAUAACUGUUGCCGCCGGAGAAAAGGCCACCUUUGUCGUCACCUUCACCGAGCCAGCUGUUAUUAAUGCCAACAUGCUGCCCAUCUAUGGCGGUGCGAUCCUUAUUCUCGGCGAUAACUUUGAACAGGUUCGCGUGACUUAUAUGGGUGUCAAAGGUGAUAUCUACGCUAGCAAUGCCUGGCCGUCAGGUGUUCCUAUCCUACUUAGUGACUAUGGUGGCUACAUGGAGGAGGGUCAUGUGUACGAUAUGGAAGUUGACACUUUCGCCCCAUACUACAACCUUCUUUGGUCAACGCGAGAAUUGAGCAUGGAUUGGGUUACCCCUGACUUUAUGCUUAGCGAUGAUUGGCAGUAUCCCCCCGUUGCAGGAGAAAAGAACUGGGUCGGCUCGGUUAUGCUGCGACCCACCGGAUUAGACGGUACCAUUGUUCCAGACGGCGACUACAAAAUCUUGUUGCGCACACUCCGCACUUUUGGAGACCGCCACAACCCCAAUGACUGGGAGACUGCCAUCACCCCGUGGUUCCGUGUCGCUGGAAAGAACGUGUCUACCACCACCAGCUCCACGGUUGUCCCAACGUCGAGUUCCACGUCAACAUCUUCCACCGUUUCAGCAACUCACACAUGUGAUGCCACUCCUCUCAACAUCGUUGCCCACGUGAGAGGCGAAACACGUAACCUUACCUUGAGCCAAAACUUCCUCGCCGUCGACAUCCCGGGUGCCACGGUAGUCCAGUAUCUUGACUUUGCCAUGACCGGGGAAGGCUUCCUGCGCACAAGUAUCAACGGCUACACCACCAACCGAUUCGCAGCCGCCCUCACCACGACGCAGAACAACUUAAUUUACAUCUUCCAACCUUCACUGAUCACCGGCAACUGGAAACACCUGAUCUGCAACAUCACCGCAAACGGCACGCUCGACUGCACCGUCAAUGGUAGCGACAAAUCAAUCUUGCAAAUCUGCAGUGGUGAAUUUAUCCGAAUCGCUUCGGAGGUAGUAUCCGGCUGCGAUGUCGUCCAGCUCGACGCCACGCCCAAUCCAGAUCCCUUCUGCAACUCUGCCAGCUCGUCCCCCACCUUCACCAUUUCCACCGCCCAGGUAACCACCACCAGCAGCAGUUCCGUGCGUGCCACAACCACCAGAUGCAACGCCAACAACUGCGCCCGUGCCGUAACUGGUACGCUCGCUAACGGUUCCCUGCGCUACCCAGCCGCCAGAACCGACUGCUCAAGCUAUCUUGCUGUCACCGAGUUUGUCACCUCCGGCAUUACCGUCCUGCCCAAGCGCACCGCCGCACCGGUCAUCGAGGAGCGACAGAUCGAGAAGCCCAUCCCCACCUAUGCCUCUGCAUGCACCUCGCCAAAUGCCUACAGCAGUAUCUGUAAUUGCUGGGGUGUCGUUGCUGAGACGACCACGAUCACGGUCGCUCCACCUAUGUAA